Tetrapisispora phaffii CBS 4417 is the source of this 1425-nucleotide messenger RNA. It is a transcript of the gene SMF3, whose product is annotated as putative divalent metal ion transporter SMF3. Gene Ontology annotation, biological process: iron ion transport; intracellular manganese ion homeostasis. Gene Ontology annotation, molecular function: manganese ion transmembrane transporter activity; cadmium ion transmembrane transporter activity. The record is from RefSeq and is a predicted model, not a curated record. Bases 1 to 1425 code for a protein of 474 amino acids. Gene Ontology annotation, cellular component: plasma membrane. Lineage: Eukaryota; Fungi; Ascomycota; Saccharomycetes; Saccharomycetales; Saccharomycetaceae. The transcript has a single exon.
AUGAUCCAAUCCACUUAUAAUGUUAUGAAUAAGUUUGUCAAAUUCAUUGGUCCAGGUAUCCUAGUAAGCGUUGCAUAUAUGGAUCCUGGUAAUUAUUCAACUAGUGUCUCUGGUGGUGCACAAUAUAGAUAUCAAUUACUAUUCACAAUUUUCGUUUCAAAUAUAUUUGCAGUUUUAUUACAGUGUCUCUGUGUAAAGCUAGGUACCGUUACAGGAAAGGAUUUAGCUGAAAACUGUAGAGUAAAUUUACCAAGAUGGUUGAAUUAUACAAUUUAUGCAUUCGCUGAAUUAGCCAUCAUUGCAACGGAUUUAGCUGAGGUUGUGGGAACAGCUAUAGCCUUGCAAAUUUUAUUUAAUAUACCACUAAUAUGGGGUGUUAUACUGACUGUAUUAGAUGUUUUAAUCAUUUUAUUGUUUUAUAAACCAGAAGGAACUUCAUUGAAGAAAGUUAGAAUCUUCGAGAUGUUUGUAUCAUUUCUAGUAGCAUGUACAGUUAUAUGUUUCUGCUUAGAAUUGUUUAAAAUCGAUAUUCCAACAAAAAUGGAUGUCUUCAAAGGUUAUUUACCCAACAAAGUUGUAUUUGAAGAUAAACAAGCUUUAUAUAUUUCCUUAGGCAUUUUAGGGGCUACUGUUAUGCCACAUUCGUUAUAUUUGGGUUCCUCAUUAGUCAAACCAAGAUUACAUGAUUACGAUUUAAAAAAGUACGGUAAAGUAUCAUCUAGACCGAGUUUAAGUGCUAUUAAUUAUUCUUUAUCGUAUUCCUAUGCCGAAUUGAUUAUAUCAUUAUUCUUAAUCGCUACUUUUGUCAAUAGUGCAAUUUUGAUUGUAGCUGGCUCAACCUUAUAUGGCCAACCAGAUGCCGCUGACGCAGAUUUACUGUCUAUCUAUGAACUAUUGAAGUAUUAUAUCUCCCCUACUGCGGGUUUGAUUUUUGCCUUAGCUAUGUUAUUCUCCGGUCAAUCGGCUGGUAUUAUAUGUACUUUGGCUGGUCAAAUUGUUUCAGAAGGGUUUUUAGAAUGGUCAUUGCCAGCAUGGUCUGUGAGACUUUAUACCAGAAUGAUAGCUAUUGUUCCAUGUCUAAUAGUUACUUUAACAUUCGGUGAACGUGGCAUCUCAGAUAUUUUAAACUUUUCACAAGUUGUACUUUCAUUAAUAUUGCCGAUAGUUGCAGCUCCACUGAUAUAUUUUACCGCAAAUAAGAAAAUUAUGACAGUUCAAGAUGAAAACACAGACGAAAAUAUAGAUAGUACAGUUACUUCUUCUGAUGAAGCUACACCUCUAAUUAAUAAUCCACAAUAUAAAUCAGUAGACUUCAGUAAUAGCGCUCUAUUGACUAACUCUGCUGUAUUUGUUUGGGCUUUAAUUGGUGGCCUAAAUGUCUACUUGGUUUUUAGUUUUCUCUUAGGUGAAGAUAUCCAUUUUUAA